GCCAGGACGUGAUUCUGCGUCGUCUCCACCUAAUGUCAUCCAGCGCAAUCAAAUUUGCCGUCAACGCUCUCAACCGAGAGAAACCAAGGUCGUCCAUCACUGAGUGGAUUGAGAUCCUCACCUCACCAUCCUACGCCGACGAGGCGUACGAUGGCAUACCCGAGAUCGUCGAGUCCAUAAACCUCCAGCCAACAGGCACUGCCGAGGCCUCCAGAGCGAUAAGAAAGAAAAUCAAACAUGGAAACUCUCAUCAUCAGUACCGCGCUCUUGUUAUCUUGACUGCGCUCGUGGAAAACGGUCCUCGUUCAUUCCAGACCAACUUUGCGGACGGGCAGCUAUUGGAUGCCAUCAAGCAUCUGGCUUCGGACUCCUCCACCGACGCCAAAGUCAAGAAGAAGGUCUUGUCCGUCCUUGCAUCUUGGCACAACCAGUUCAAGGGCGAUGCAGGUAUGACCACCGUGUCUAACCUCUAUAGGCAAUGCAAACCCGCCGAGCGAAAGUCCCACCAAUCGCCUGUGGAUGUCAUCAUGAGCGGCUCGAGCAACGAGCUAGCCGAGUACGGACGAAGACAAAGAGAGAAGGAAGAGAAGGAAGCUGCCAAGAAGAAGGCCAAGGAGGAGGUGAAGGCGCGGCAGCGGAGAGAGGAAGAGGAGGCGAGGCGGAGGAAGAAUAGGCCCAAGAGGGCGCGAUUCAAUUUCGAAACGGAAAAACCCCAGAUUCUGACGGCGAUCGCUGGGGCGAGUCAAACGUCCAGCAAUCUAGUCAAUGCCAUGAUGCUGGUGAAUGCUGAGACGGAUAGUGUCAUAACCAAUGAUCGGGUGCAAGACUGUCUUGUCAAAGCCAAGACCUCUCGCAAGGCUAUUGUCCGUUACAUUCAGCUUGUAGAGAACGAAGAGAUGAUUGGGACGCUUAUUGAGACGAACGAACGAAUCAUCGCUGCAUUGCAGAUGUACGAUGACCUCGCAACGCCAGACACGAAACCCGAUCCGACGGUCGACAUCACGAAAGCUCUCGAAGGGACCAACAUCUCGAGCAGCGAGCUACACAAGCUGCAAGACCGCCAGCGCGCCGCCGUCCAGCGCGUCAGGCAACAGCGCUCCCAGUCCACCCUUGACCUUCAAGGUGCCGGAGACGGAAGCGGACACGUUCACCCUGAUCUGCAGGACCUAUCAUUCGGAUCUUUGGGCCUGGAUCAGCACGGACUGCCGGCUCCGAUGCGGCCUUCGUCGCAGCACGAGCCCCUAGGCGACGCGGAAUGGGACCGGGGAAGAGGCAGCCUCUCGGACUUCAGCGAUUAUGACAGUGAUGGAGAUGAGCACAGCAGCGGAUCGCCGUCCCGCCACGCAGGGCCCAGUACCAGUACGAGCGCGGGCGCAGGGCAUGGGAACAAGCUUGUUGACGUCGAAGAUCCGUUUGCUGACCCGUUCGCUGAUUAGUAGUCCGCUGGUUUUCAUGUCUGUCUCCACUUCGUUCAUCAUGCAAGUGCCAGCGCGCCAGUUUUCCUAACUUUCCAAUACCGAUCUAUUAUACGAUACAAUGCGGUUCAAUAUUUAUAUUAUUUACGGGAGCCUGUGUGCGACGGCUCCGUGAAGCAAUCAAAUGAAAUCAAGGUAACCAGCCCAACAUACAUAUACAAAUAUACACAAUAACGAUACAGUCUGCGUGCGUUCAGUACCAAGCUACAAGUUCAAGAGUACCCAAGAAGCCAGCGCGAAAACGAUCGUGGUCAAGGUCCAUUGCGAGCGCGUCGCCCGUAUCAACCGCUCUCCAUCUCGCUAUCGCUAUCGCCGCCGGGCAUAUCCUCGGUCCCGGAGCCAGAGUUCGUGGGCAUUUGAGUCUGCAUCUGCUGCGCGUCUUGAUGUUGCUGGCCGUUCCCUUGCAGCUGAACAAUAUUCUGCUGUCCCGCGCCGCUGUUCGGGUUUGGGCCGUGAACGUUGAGCGCGAGUGCUCCGAGAGGGAUACCCGGACCCGUCGACGGGCCCAUGGGGCUCUCCAGGUAGAGUCGGAGCAGGAUGGCUUCGAGAGCGGCUACGCUGGCAGCGGGGUAGUCGAAAGUCCUGGCAUGAUCGCGGAUAGAGCCGAACACGGUGGUCAUCCGCUCCCACUGUGCAUCCUGUACAUUGGGACCCUGGAUUGUAGGAAAAGUUAUAUUGGAGAAAUGCCCGGGCAAGCUGCUUCCGUAGCCGGGGUAAGGAUGCGAGGGGUGCGUGAGGUGCGGCACAGGAGGUGGUGCAUUGAAGUUUUGCGCCUGUGGUUGCGAGGGAGAAGCGGACUGGUUCGCCGGGGCUGCGAUGCCAGAUGUAUCUGCGCUACCACUGGCUCCAGGAACGUGCGUGUGACGUCUGGCUUUCUCGUCCGCAACGGCUUGUCGGCGACCUCUGCGAGUGUAAGGUAAGUUGGAAAUCCCAAUAGAAUGCGAGUGCUGCGAUGUGUAGCAUACGCGGACUUCGUCGGUGUCAAAGUAAGUCUUGUAGCUUAUGGAAGCGGGACACCCUUGUCCUUCCAACUUGCGGCUGGGAACUUUGCGAAUACGUUCUGGAUGUUUCUUGACGUACUUCUUGCGCCCGCUCCGGGAGUGGCGCGCGCAUACCAGCUUGGUGUGGUCCUUGAAGCGAGGUGGAACUGCCUUGCUUUGAUGUGUGUCGCCCUUGACGAACUCGACCAUUUGGGUCUCCUCCUCCUGAGCGCGCCACGCUUGGAAGGCGACUAUGUUUGGAAAGACGAGUGUGUAUCCAUCGUCCGAGUCGCCCGAGCCAUAUGGUGGUCGGUUCUUGUUGGAUGACGACGACUGUGCAUCGGGCUGCGCGCUGGGAUCCUGAGUAGGGGUGGAGUUGUUGUCGGUGAAGGCGUUGGUGUUAGCGAUGACGGGGGCGGGUUGUCCCAAGGCGUGGUGGUGGUUCUGCUGGAGAUGCGGAGGCAGCGGCUGGGCCAUGGCCAGCUGGCCGAGUCUGAAAUGCUGGAAACUCAUCACUUUUUGUCGAGAAAUCGGAACAAAAGGCAAAAAGUUGGGCAAACGUCCGCGCAGAACCCCCAAUUCGACGUGAUUUCCUGACGCUUUCUCUCUGUCACGAGUUAGCGGCCGUGGACGAAACCACAAGGAACGAUCCCAGCUCGCACACCGCUCGCGAUAUGGC
Molecule: messenger RNA, 3134 nt
Organism: Coniophora puteana RWD-64-598 SS2
Lineage: Eukaryota; Fungi; Basidiomycota; Agaricomycetes; Boletales; Coniophoraceae
Exons: 13
Coding region: 33-1436 (467 amino acids)
Biological process (GO): actin filament organization; endocytosis; actin cortical patch localization
Cellular component (GO): actin cortical patch
Molecular function (GO): phosphatidylinositol binding; ubiquitin binding
Source: RefSeq, a predicted model, not a curated record